Botrytis cinerea B05.10 is the source of this 3101-nucleotide messenger RNA. It is a transcript of the gene Bcpub1, whose product is annotated as Bcpub1. Gene Ontology annotation, molecular function: RNA binding. The coding region runs from base 915 to 2429 and encodes 504 amino acids. The record is from RefSeq and is a predicted model, not a curated record. NCBI's taxonomy places the organism in Eukaryota, Fungi, Ascomycota, Leotiomycetes, Helotiales, Sclerotiniaceae. The transcript has 4 exons.
GGAUGAGGGAAAAUUGACAGCCUCAGGCACCGGCAAUGCACGCAGCGCAUCGUAUCACAGCUAGUCAUUUGGCUUACCCGCACCCUAUCUCGUACCUAGUAGCCUUGUCCAUUGCUUAGCGUAGAAACUAACAGAAAGAAAGAAGAGCUACAACCUACCGUUUUUACCAGAAAAAGGACCCUCCUUCAUUCAACUUGCAGUAAAAGUAAUUUGCGCCGAACUUCUACUUCCUCCUCCCCCCGCCCCAGUUUCUCUUCAGUUCAUCCUCUUUUUUUCCUACUGUGUGCAAGAAGAAUCAUUUGCAGCGUCAUCUCUUUCCAUCUCUCCUUUUCAAUCUCCUGUCGAUACAAGGCGUCUGGAUCUUCCGAGUGGUGUUUGUCUCCUCUCUCUUCCUCUCGUCUUUUUUUCUGCAGUCGUGAUUGAUUAAUUUCUUUCAUAUUCACACCUCUCCAUCUAUCAUCAUCGUCUCAUCCAGGAGGCUUUAUUUCUCACGCGGUAUUCUGGGAUUUGAUCGCAGAAAACCCCUCCUUUAUCGGUCUCUUACUCUCUGCUACUCCUGCAUUACCCUGAGCUUCACCUCGAACUCCAUCUGUUCACUUUGAAUUCCAAAGUUCAAUUAUUCAUUCACACAACAAGUCAUAAACAGCUUGUUGCUUAUUUAACUUUUUCCAUCGAUCUAUUUCGCAAGUCAUUUAUCGGAUUUUCGAGUCUCACGCGCUUCUUAUCGUUCAAGUUACACCAGAACGUAAAUCAGCGCACCUUCGAAUCUCAACUUUUUUCGUUCCUUGUAUCAUCGAUCUCUUUACGAUCCUCUCCACACAAUUUCCUACUUCCGAUUUUUAGGUCUAUCUGCUUCCUCCGAGCAAGUAUUUCGAAGAAACCAUCUAAAGUACCAUCUUUGAUCAUAUUUUACAAUGGCAGACAACGGUGCUCCAGGCAGUGCUCAGCUCCCACCACCACCGCAGACUUCUGCUGGUGCGCCAGGCUAUGAGAAUGGCCACAAUAGCCAGGGCAAUCCCUCGCAUAUGCCACCGCCACCACUUCCACCAGUUAUCAUUCCGCAGAACACAAAUCCAAUCCCAACUGCUAUUACAUCUCCUAUGGGCGAAAAUGGUGGGGUAAUGUCGCCAGACAGCGCCGGUGGAUUUGUUCGCCGAGCUGCACCAGAACCAAACAAGCGCGCAUUAUAUGUUGGAGGUCUUGACCCAAGAGUCACUGAAGAAAUUCUCCGUCAGAUUUUUGAGACAACUGGCCAUGUUCAAAAUGUCAAAAUCAUUCCUGACAAGAAUGUAGGUGCUUCAAAGGGAUUCAACUAUGGCUUCGUCGAAUAUGAUGAUCCUGGAGCAGCUGAGAGAGCCAUGCAAACUUUGAAUGGAAGACGUGUCCACCAGGCUGAAAUCCGAGUGAACUGGGCUUACCAAUCGAACACAUCGAACAAGGAAGAUACAUCAAACCACUUCCACAUCUUUGUCGGAGACCUCUCAAACGAAGUGAAUGAUGAAGUUCUAUUACAGGCUUUCUCUGCCUUUGGAUCUGUGUCCGAGGCACGUGUUAUGUGGGAUAUGAAGACGGGAAGAUCUAGGGGCUAUGGUUUUGCUGCUUUCCGCGAACGUCAGGAUGCCGAGAAGGCACUAAGCUCUAUGGAUGGUGAAUGGCUGGGCUCCCGAGCUAUUCGUUGCAACUGGGCCAACCAGAAGGGUCAGCCAUCUAUCUCGCAACAGCAAGCCAUGUCUGCCAUGGGCAUGACUCCUACCACACCUUUUGGCCAUCAUCACUUCCCAACCCAUGGUGUUCAGAGCUAUGAUAUGAUUGUUCAACAAACUCCUCAAUGGCAAACCACUUGCUAUGUUGGAAAUUUGACACCAUACACAACACAACAAGAUCUUGUCCCAUUGUUCCAGAAUUUUGGAUAUGUUGUCGAGACUCGUUUCCAAUCUGAUCGAGGCUUUGCUUUUGUAAAGAUGGACUCUCAUGAGAAUGCCGCACUCGCCAUUUGUCAAUUGAGUGGAUACAAUGUCAACGGUCGUCCUCUUAAGUGUAGUUGGGGUAAGGAUAAAGCACCCACCUCAGCAGGCUUCGAUGGCUCUCAGCAAAGCUACAGCCCUCAAGCUGGACCAACUCCUGGUGGAUUCCCAGGUACACCCAACGCUUAUUUCCCACAAUACGGUGGAAUGCCUCCGCAAGCUGGACCUCAAUCAGCUGGACCCAUGGCUAAUCAGCAGUCUCCAGGCCAGUUCGCUGGUCAACAAGGAGGAUAUGGUGGUCCUCCAGCUCAAUCUCCAGCUCAAUACAGCAACCAACCCAUGGGAUAUGGUGGCCCUGCCAGUGCUGGAGGAUAUGGUCGUGGUGCUCAACCAACACCAACCGCGCAGUGGAGUGCUCCCGCUACGCAAAGUUACGGGAACGGCUUUGGUGGUUACCAAGGCUAAUUUUCUAUACGGCUGCAUGCAUUUAUGACCUCUUUUGGAGCAACUAUUUUCAGGUGUAUUUCGCUUUGUCAAGUUCUUAUGGUCCUAUGGGGAGCCGGGAUAUUAAAUUUUGGUGGCAUAAUCUCAUUUCCGCAUCUGUGCUUUGGUCUCUUAUUUGACGGCUAGGCCGAGCAGCAUUGAAGUUGCAUAGGGCGCUCUAUUUCAAGAUAAUUUUCUUUUGAUCCGUAGUUUUCCUAUGUUGCCUAGUGUUGGAAAGGUGAUUUUUACGUCCAUCAAAAAAGUUGUUUUCUUCUCUUCUAGGUUAUCGUUGCCUUUGGAUUAUUUUUUUUGCAUUUGAUUUAUGGUCUCUCGUUCUUCGCCUUUUCUCCUCAUGAGUCCACGAAUCUACUAUAGCGACUACCCCGUUUAUAUUGUGCCAUGACACUUCUUCUUUUUGGUCAACAUUGUCAUUAUCGAUAUGGCUGGCAGUUACAUAAAAUAUGUUAUACGAAAGAUUGUAAUGAAAAUGAUAGGUUUGUCCUAAGAUUUUUCAGCAGAAUCGAAGGAUUUGGUUGGCAGGUAGGAAGCCAAAAUGGGACGAGGGCACUGUAGAGUUAGAAACAUUCACAGCUACCUAUUAAAAAGUAAUGCUGUCAAACGUCAGCAAUGAAUACUACAGACUCUCUCUACUUA